Messenger RNA from Hypanus sabinus (Atlantic stingray), 2313 nucleotides. It is a transcript of the gene skor1b, whose product is annotated as SKI family transcriptional corepressor 1b. The transcript has 8 exons. Lineage: Eukaryota; Metazoa; Chordata; Chondrichthyes; Myliobatiformes; Dasyatidae. The coding region runs from base 1 to 2313 and encodes 770 amino acids. Gene Ontology annotation, cellular component: nucleus; transcription regulator complex. Gene Ontology annotation, molecular function: SMAD binding; RNA polymerase II cis-regulatory region sequence-specific DNA binding; DNA-binding transcription factor activity, RNA polymerase II-specific. Gene Ontology annotation, biological process: negative regulation of transcription by RNA polymerase II; negative regulation of BMP signaling pathway. The record is from RefSeq and is a predicted model, not a curated record.
AUGGAGAAGAUUUCUAGCCAGUUGUCAGUAGUAAACGAUACCGCCUCUUCUCCAACCUCGAAGCAGGAACUCCAGCCUUACAGUCAGCCCGACCACCCCGGGUCCAGCAAUCUGAAGACCAACUCUGUCGGAGAGGCUGUCCUGUACGGACUUCCCAUUGUAUCGCUGGUGAUUGACGGUCAGGAGAGACUGUGUCUGGCCCAGAUUUCCAAUACGCUCCUAAAGAACUACAGCUACAACGAGAUCCACAAUAGAAGGGUAGCACUCGGGAUCACUUGCGUCCAGUGUACCCCGGUACAGCUGGAGAUCCUACGGCGAGCUGGGGCCAUGCCCAUCUCCUCCCGAAGAUGCGGCAUGAUCACCAAACGGGAGGCGGAAAGGCUCUGCAAGUCAUUUCUAGGCGAACAUACCCCUCCCAAACUACCCGAGAACUUUGCUUUUGACGUAUCCCACUCGUGUGCCUGGGGUUGUCGCGGUAACUUCAUCCCAGCGAGGUAUAACAGCUCUCGGGCCAAGUGCAUUAAAUGCAGUUAUUGCAAUAUGUACUUUUCUCCAAAUAAAUUCAUCUUCCAUUCUCACAGAGUCCCGGAUGCUAAAUAUACACAGCCAGAUGCAGCUAACUUCAACUCCUGGCGGAGACACCUCAAACUUACAGAAAAGGCACCGAGUGAAUACUUGGCGCAUGCUUGGGAGGAUGUCAAGGCGAUGUUCAACGGAGGUAGUCGCAAAAGGACCCUCCCGCACCAGGGAUCCACAGGGUCGCCUGCUCUGAAAGCCCACGGACCCAGCGCCAUCCCGCCCAGGAGUUCGGAAAUCCCUCACAAGGCCAUGAGGUGCGAGGAGGAAGGCCGAGGUUUAAACCUCGGCAACAACGUUCGGAGUUACCCAGUCAUUCCGGUGCCCAGCAAGGGUUUCGGCAUGUUACAGAAGAUUCCCCCUCCCAUGUUCCCUCAUCCUUACGGGUUCCCAACUUUUGGGUUGUGUCAGAAGAAAGACGAUGCUAACGUGGUGGGAGAAAAGACGCAGGGGAGCCUCCCUGGUAUGUUCUGGUCGGGUAACAAGGACAGUGUCUACCCAUCCUUCCCCAUGUUUUGGCCGGCGGCCGGCACUCUGCCGGUGCCCCCGUACCCGCAGGCCCAGUGUAAAGUCACCGACAACCCAAACGGUCGGCAGAACGAGAUGGACGCGUCGGAGCAAAGCGACCGGAGCAGCAACACGCCCAAGGACAGCCUGGCGGACAGCGAGAGGUGCUCGAGCACACACUCCAGAAACGAGGAGGAGAGGUCCGGAGACGAGGCCAGGUCCAUAGAAGGGGUGCCCCUAACUCCGCGUAAACUGAACUACAUCUCAGCCUUCCGGCCGGUGGUAAAAGACGCGGAGAGCAUCGCCAAACUCUAUGGCAACAGGGAAGUGUAUAACGGCGCCAGGCCUGGUUACAUGUCCCCGGAUUUUAUGAGCGAGACCUCGAGCUACAGGUCAGUGUCCCCGGACGUGGACAGCGACGGAGAGGAGCCGGAGGUGGACGUGGAAUCCAACCGCUGUCCGGAGGAUGAAGCUUCGCCGGUUGUUCAAGAGACAGAAAUCCCACUCCAGGAAACUCCCACCAACCCAGAACCUGCUCACGACUUGUCCCACCCAGAAACAAUAGGAACACCUUACAACGACCAGGGAUCUGAAGAUUCCAGGCACGUUGAACAAAGUGUGGAAGAAAAGAGCCACGAGGUGUUUUCGCACGAACAGGAGGGUCACUUGCACAGCGUGAAAAAUCCUGCCACGGUGGCUCUCGCGCCUAUUUACAUCUGCAGAACAGACGCAGCCGAACAAGUUAAAGAAGACAGCCAGUGCUCGGCGGAGGACUCGGAGUCCAGGAAGUCGUUUCAGGAGCAGGGUAGCGUCUCCCAGGAAACGGCCGCCAGUACUGAGCGGGGUGAAGAUGGGAUUGCACUGGAGAACCCUCCAACUCAUCUGGUGGAAAAAGACAUUGAGAAUAUGGGCAAAGAGGAACUUCAAAAACUGCUCUUGGAACAAAUGGAUCUUAGGAAGAAAUUAGAGCGGGAAUUUCAGAGUUUGAAAGAUAGUUUUCAGGAUCAGAUGAAGAGGGAAUUGGCUUACAGAGAGGAAAUGGUCCAACAACUCCAAAUCGUUCGAGACACGCUCUGUAACGAGCUGGACCAAGAGAGGAAGGCUCGGUACGCGAUUCAACAGAAGCUGAAAGAAGCGCACGACGCCCUACACCAUUUCUCCUGUAAGAUGCUGACCCCAAGGCACUGCACUGGAAAUUGCUCCUUCAAGUCUCCACUACUUCCGCAGUGA